Messenger RNA from Corticium candelabrum, 3979 nucleotides. RefSeq lists its product as uncharacterized. NCBI's taxonomy places the organism in Eukaryota, Metazoa, Porifera, Homoscleromorpha, Homosclerophorida, Plakinidae. The transcript is spliced from 34 exons. The record is from RefSeq and is a predicted model, not a curated record. The coding region runs from base 79 to 3687 and encodes 1202 amino acids.
UCUAUUUUAUUCGUGCGUAGAAGUCGAAGGGAGACGUUGCUCUAGUCUCACCACCACUCACGCGUCAACACUGCAACAAUGAGAUCUCUCAACCCAACACAGUCUUCUGUGUCCUUCAAAGUGAAUGCAGCAACGGUCAUAAUUCUUCUUCUCUGUUUUACCGCCUUUUGUCGAGGUACCAACACUAUUACCGAUCACGACAGCUCAAGGUCAAAUGUGCUGGAAGGAAACUCGGACGGACUACCUCCGGAUCUUGAUCGGAAAGUAGGAGAAACAGACAAAGACCGUCAGACUGCGAAAAUAAAGAUCACCGCGGCAAAGCCGAGACCUCAUAUCCUCUUCAUUCUGGCAGAUGAUCUUGGAUGGAAUGAUGUUGGCUGGCACUCUACCUCCGAUCUCGAUACACCCAAUCUGUCUCGUCUAGCACAGCGAGGCAUCAUCUUCAACCAGUCGUAUGCACAAUCAAUCUGCUCUCCAAGUCGAGCGGCUCUCCUGUCAGGAAGGUAUCCUUUUACAAUAGGGAUGCACGUGAGCACAGUCGAUCCUCUUCGACCAUAUGGAUUACCCACAGAUGUGCCGCUGUUGAGUGAUUAUCUACAGAAACUUGGCUAUUCUACUCACGCCGUUGGCAAAUGGCAUCUUGGUUACUGCAAGAAAGAAUACACUCCAACAAAAAGGGGUUUCGACUCUUUCUAUGGAUUUCAUGCUGGAAAUAUUGGAUACUUUGAGCACGAGAACGUUUACAGGCUCAAAGGUACUAAACAAAAUCACACCGACUUUUGGAGAAAUUUGAAUAAAGUAGGAGACAAAGUGAAAGGAGAGUACACAACAUUUCUACUGGCCGAUGAAGUAAUUAAGAAAAUUUUCGAUCACAAAAGCAAUGGAGAUACACAGCCCAUGUUUAUCUAUUUGGCAUUCUCGGCACCACAUGGUCCUUUCGAGGUUCUUGGUAAAAACAAUGAAUGGGAUGGUACAAGACAAUCAAGCCGACAGAUAUAUGGAGCUAUGGUUUCUGCAAUGGAUGUUGCUAUUGGACGAAUUAUAAAAGCACUUCGAGCAACCAAAAUGAUCAGCAACACUCUUGUUGUAUUUACCUCAGAUAAUGGAGGUACAGAACAUGAAGGAAACAAUUAUCCUCUUCGCGGCAUCAAGAGUACUCUGUAUGAAGGAGGCCUGCGUGUCCCUACAUUUGUGUACGCUCCCAGACGUUUGCUGCGACACAGAAAAUACACAACCAACUCACUGAUCCAUAUAACAGACUGGUUUCCAACACUUUACAGUAUUGCUGGAGGCUCAGCUAAAGAUCUUCCCAAAAGUUUGACAGGGCAUGAUUUCUCUGGCACCAUCUUUAAAAAGGAAACGUCACCACGAAAAGAAAUGGUCUACAAUCUUUAUACAAAGAAAGGGCAACUAUUGUCGGGAGCUAUACGGGAUGAAAGGUUUAAGUUGAUAAUGGGAAAACAGGGGAAAGACAAGAAUUUCUGGUAUUGCACUGCUCCUCUCAUACAACAAAACGCCUCACUUUGCAAGCCGGCAACUUACAACGUAAAAGAAGUGAUGCCUGCAGUCGUUGAGCUAAACAUAAAAACUUCAUUUUCUUUGUUUGAUCUUGAAAAUGAUCCAUCGGAAACUAAAAAUCUACUUGUUGGUGUUCAUCGUCAUAGCUCAUCUGAACAGCAUCACAUACUUCAAACAUUUCACCGAAUGCUCGACAGGCUGUAUUACUACGAGCAGUUUGUUAAGCCGAGCACGUUGCUCGCUGCAAGCUGCUCUGUCACAUCUACAUACUCUUUAGAUGGCCAUGCCAGGAAACUUGCAGUGUCCCAACCAUUCCAACCUUUCUCUCUUCACUUUCUCAGAUGCAGUCUCUUCAUCUCCCCACCUCCUCACUUUUGUCAUUGUGAUGUGCUCAGACCAUUGGUGCCUGUUGGAAAUGCCCAAGAGACAAGACGUCGUGCUGUCAACCUCCAAUUUGCGUCUGUCAAACACGCAACAAUGAGAUCUCCCCAUUCAAAGCAGUUUCUCGCAAGGAAGCCAGAGCUGAUCAUCACGGGAGUUUGUUUGCUUGCCAUUUGGCAAGGUAUUAGCGCUAAGCCGAACUGUCAGCGAUCGAAUUCAGUGGAAGUCAACUUGGAUGGACCACUUUCUGAUAGAGAAACGGACGACUGUCAGUCGACGCAAGCGAAAGCACAGGAGAGACCUCAUAUUUUACUCAUUCUAGCAGACGACCUCGGGUGGAACGAUGUUGGAUGGCACUCUACCUCCGAUCUGCAGACGCCUAAUCUUUCCUAUCUAGCGCAACACGGUAUCAUCUUCAACCAGUCGUAUGCACAAUCGAUAUGUUCGCCAAGCCGAGCCGCCCUCCUGUCAGGAAGAUAUCCGUUUACGAUAGGGAUGCACGUGAGUUCAGUCGACACUCUUCGACCUUACGGAUUGCCAACAGACGUGCCGUUAUUGAGCGACUAUCUAAAGCAACUCGGAUAUUCUACACACGCUGUUGGCAAAUGGCAUCUCGGUCACUGCAACGCAUCAUAUACUCCAACCAACAGAGGAUUCGACUCUUUCUACGGAUACUAUACAGGAAGCGUUGGAUACUUUCACCGUGAAAACGUUUAUAAAAUCAGAGGUGAAAAGCAUGACUAUACAGACUUUUGGAGAAAUCUAAAUCAAGUGAGAGAGGAAGGAAAAGGAGAGUACACAACAUUUCUCCUGGCUGACGAAGUAAUUAAACAAAUUUUUGAUCACAGAAACAACAGGACUAAACAGCCCAUGUUUAUCUAUCUGGCAUUCUCAGCACCACACGGUCCAUUUGAGGCUCUAGCUAAAGAUAACCAAUGGAAAAGCAUACAACAAUCGAGUCGACAGAUAUAUGACGCUAUGGUUUCUGCGAUGGAUGCUGCUAUUGGACGAAUUAUGAGAGCUCUUCAAGUAACCAAGUUGUUCAACAACACUUUGGUGGUCUUUACCUCAGAUAAUGGAGGCACACAACGGGAAGGAAACAAUUAUCCUCUUCGUGGUACCAAGGGUACACUGUAUGAAGGAGGAGUGCGUGUUCCUACGUUUGUGUACGGUCCCAAACGUUUGCUACCACACAGAAAAUACACAACCAACUCACUAAUCCAUAUUUCAGACUGGUUGCCAACACUCUAUAGCAUCGCUGGAGGAUCAGCUCAAGAUCUUCCGUCUGGUGUAACAGGAUACGACUUUUCUGACACCAUUUUCAAAAAGGCAUCACCACCGAGAAAAGAAAUGGUGUACAAUCUCCAUACACACACAAAGAAACACCGACUGUUAUCAGGAGCUAUACGAAAUGAAAAGUUCAAGCUAAUCGUGGGAGAACAGAAAAGAGAAAAUAAUUUCUGGUAUUGCACGUUACCUCUCCUACAACAAAAUGCAACUCUUUGCAAGCCAACACAAGACAACAUACGACAAGCGAUGCCCGUCAUUGGGCCAGACCAUAAAAUGUUUUCUCUGUUUGAUCUUGAAAACGAUCCAUCGGAAACAAGGAAUCUACUCAUCGAUCUCCAUCAUCUCAACCGGUCCGAACACGAUAACAUACUUCAAACAUUUUACCAGCUGUUGGACAAGCUACAGUAUUACACGUAUCAAGUUGCGCCAAGUGUACGAAGAAAGAAACUAAAGACAGAAAAUCGUCAUCUAGAAUAUGGCCAACAUGGAUGGUGCUAAACGAUGCUUACACAGCUGUUAUUUCCCUGUACACGUGCAUACUAAAACCUUGCACUAAGAGUGCGCUUAAUUAAAAUUGCAAUUUGCCUAAAGUCCGUGUUGAACUAGAUAGUUCAGUGUGAAUUAUGGAGCUAAUAGUAAUGUUUCAUUUUAUAGUCCCUGUUUCUAACAGUUAACAUGAAGUAUUGGUUCAAACACAUGAAGCUGCUAGCAGCAAACAGCUGGCUGAAUAAGACAAAUCUCUAAAUAAAUUAAAAAAAGAAAUAUUAGAGUAGCAAAAUGGUGGACUUGA